Malaya genurostris is the source of this 3724-nucleotide messenger RNA. It is a transcript of the gene SMC2, whose product is annotated as structural maintenance of chromosomes protein 2. Bases 182 to 3724 code for a protein of 1180 amino acids. Gene Ontology annotation, cellular component: chromosome. Gene Ontology annotation, biological process: chromosome organization. Gene Ontology annotation, molecular function: ATP binding; ATP hydrolysis activity; protein binding. The record is from RefSeq and is a predicted model, not a curated record. NCBI's taxonomy places the organism in Eukaryota, Metazoa, Arthropoda, Insecta, Diptera, Culicidae. The transcript is spliced from 6 exons.
UAUGUGCGCUCUGCAUCAGUGUGUGUAACAGAGAUGUUCAAUUGCUCAAUUGAAACAGUCACUAACACAUAUAUAAAUAAUACCAUUUCUUUUCCAACCGUCGUUGCUGUCAAAGUGGUCAAAUCAAACAAUAAAAAAGCUGGACGCUGUGUUAUAAUGAACGUUCGUUGAAUCCGUCACGAUGUAUAUAAAAUCUAUCAUUAUAGACGGCUUCAAGUCGUACGGUAAACGAACGGAAGUUCAUGGUUUCGAUCCGGAAUUCAAUGCCAUAACAGGUUUGAAUGGGACAGGGAAAUCUAAUAUCUUGGACUCGAUAUGUUUCGUGCUGGGAAUAUCGAAUUUGGUUCAUGUUCGAGCCACUUCUCUCCAAGAGUUGGUAUACAAAAGUGGUCAGGCGGGUGUAACCAAAGCAACAGUAACGCUUGUAUUCGAUAACACCGAUAAGGAUCAGUGCCCGCUUGGAUACGAGAAGUGCAAUGAAAUUUCUAUCACACGACAAAUUGUUGUGGGCGGGAAAAACAAAUACCUGAUCAACGGGAAGACGGUUCAGAACAAAAAAGUGCAGGAUUUGUUUUGCUCAGUACAACUGAACGUGAACAAUCCAAAUUUUUUAAUUAUGCAGGGGCGUAUAACAAAAGUGUUGAAUAUGAAACCACAGGAAAUACUAUCAAUGAUCGAAGAAGCGGCUGGUACAAGUGUUUAUGAAGCCAAACGAGAACAUUCAAUUAAGCUGAUUGAGAAGAAAGACGCUAAAUUGAACGAAUUAUACACGGUUCUUCGAGAGGAAAUUGAACCGAAACUGGAUAAGUUACGCAAAGAGCGUGCUCAUUAUAUUGAAUACCAGAAGAUCUGUCGAGAUAUUGAAUAUUUGACACGAUUGUACAUAUCCCACAAGUACUUGCAACAUGUGAAAUCGGUUGAACAUUCAGAAAAGUCAAUCGCAUCUUUGAACGAUGUAAUUAAUAACAAUCGACUGAAAAUUGAAAGCAAUAUUAAAGAAAGUAAAGAAAUCGAAAUGAGUGCGAAAGCGUUGCAAGAAACUAUUGACACGCAAGGUGGAGGAGCUUUGGCUGAACUGGAAGCCGAAUUGAGUACUGAAAGCAAAAAAGAAGCAACAGUUUCAGCAGAAAGAAAUAGCACUAAAGACAGUAUCGGAGUAGAGCAAAGAAAACUAAAGAACUUGCUUAAAAGUAUUAAAGAUGACGAAAAUGCACUCGGUAAGAAGGAGGCAGAGAUGCAACGAACUGGAGAUAUGUUUCAAAGUCUCAAAGAUGCAGAUGAAGCCGAUGCAAAAGCAUUUACUGAUGCUCAAAAGCGAUUUGAAGCCGUAAGUGCGGGUUUGUCGACAAAUGAAGAUGGUGAAGCUGCCACAUUACAAGAUCAGUUAAUGGCUGCUAAACAAAAAGCAGCUGAGUCUGCUACAUCAAUCAAACAAAGCGAAAUGGAAUUGAAACAUUGCCAACAGAUACUGAAAGAGAGACAGGGAGAUAUGAACUCGAGCGAUGCAGCAUAUUUGAACGACAAAAAGAAACUCACUAAAACCGAGGGCCAAAUUCAUUCUUUAACCGUGGAAUUACAAAACAUUGACUACGAAGAAGGAAGUAUUGAACAUCUGCAGGAGCGAAAGCAAACCUUAUCUCAAGAAAUACGACAUCUUCGUGGGGAACUUGAUUGUAGAAACGCUUAUCGAUGGGAGUUUCAGUACCGUGAUCCAGAGCCAAAUUUUGAUCGCACUGCGGUUAAAGGAAUGGUUGCGAAACUAGUUACUGUUCUUGAUAAGAAAUACGCUCUUGCUUUGGGAACGGCAGCUGGUGGGAGUCUGUACAGUGUGGUUGUUGAUACAGAUACAACCGGCAAAAAGCUUCUCCAGAAAGGCCAACUUCAAAGUCGAACCACAAUGGUACCACUGAAUAAAAUCUCCAGUCGGUCAAUUGAUCAGAGUACGGUACGAGUUGCGGAUGGAUUAGUUGGAAAGGGACGUGCCGUAACUUCUUUAUCGUGCAUCGACUAUGACCGCGAGUUGGAACCGGCAAUGAAGUUCGUUUUCGGUCAUUCCUUCCUGGCCGACGACAUGAAUGUCGCCAAACAGGUGACUUACCAUCGGCAAAUCAUGUGCCGAACGGUUACUCUGGAUGGCGAUGUGGUAGAUCCCAGUGGAACGCUUUCUGGUGGUGCCAAACCGAAGGGUGGAACUAUCUUACUCGAAGUGGAGGAAAUAAAAAACUUACAGCGAUCUUUGGCGCUGAAGGAUACAGAAUAUCAGCAAGUGUGUGCGCAAAUAAGUAAACUAGAGCGUGUCUCUCAACGCUAUAGUCAGUUAAAGGAACAACUCGAUUUGCUUAAAUAUGAGCUUACUACUCUGCAGCAACGUUUAGCUCAAACGACUUUCCAACAAGCGCAGCAAGAAAUAGAAGAUUUGAAGCAGAAAAUUGAUACAUUAAAGCAGGCUAUGGUAGACUCACGACAAGCACAGACGCAAGCCAAUGCUAAAGUGAAGGAUCUUACUGCGAAAAUCGCAGAUAGCAAGGGACAUCGUGAGCGAGAACUGAAAACAGCAGAAGAUGAUAUGAAACGAUUAAAGAAGAAAAGUGAGGAUAGUCGCAAAAACUGGAAGAAACAUGAGCAAGGUUUCGAAACAUUGAAGCUAGAAAUCGAAGAGCUACAAAAAGGUAUAGCAUCAGCUAAGGAGCAAGUCACCAAAUUAGAAGAAACUAUAGCUACGUUGCAGGAGAAGCUUCAAAGCGCCAGUGAGAAUAGUGAACAGAUGGCGACUGCAGUGGCUGCUGUGAAGCAAAAAAUAAAAGAACACAAAGACAAGAUCAAUAGUCAAAACAAGGAGUUAAAGAGCAAGUACCAUCAUAGAGACAAAUUACUUAAGCAAAAUGAGGAACUUGAACUUGACAUAAAAAAAAAAGAAAAUGAAAUCCAGAAGGUUAAAAAUGAUAACAAAGAUGGUUACAGUAAGAUCUCAGCUCUCGAAGAAAAAUAUCUUUGGAUCGCCGAGGACAAAGAAUUCUUUGGCGUGAAAAAUACUAGGUACGAUUACAAUAAAGAGGACCCUCAGGAGGCAGGCAGAAAAUUAAAUAAACUACAGGAUUCGAAAGAAAAAAUGGGAAGAAACAUCAAUCAGAAAGCGAUGGUUUUACUCGAAAGAGAAGAAGAACAGUACAAGGAGGUGGUCCGUCGAAAACAAGUCGUAGAAGACGAUAAAAAGAAGAUCCAGAAAAUCAUCACCGAUCUCGAUGAGGAAAAGAAGAAACAGCUGAAGGUAGCUUGGACAGAAGUGAAUGAGAAUUUUGGAAGCAUCUUCAGCACUUUAUUGCCAGGAACGCAAGCACAACUAGUACCACCGGAUGGGGUAAAUUUUAUGAAAGGACUAGAAGUUAAAGUUGGUUUCAACGGUAUGUGGAAGGAGUCACUAACAGAACUUAGUGGUGGACAGCGUUCGCUUGUUGCUUUGUCACUUAUAUUGGCCAUGCUAAAAUACAAACCGGCUCCGUUAUAUAUCCUGGAUGAAGUGGAUGCUGCUUUGGAUCUGUCUCACACUCAGAACAUUGGUAACAUGCUGAAAAAGCACUUCACCAACUCUCAGUUUGUUAUUGUUUCGCUUAAAGAUGGUAUGUUCAACAAUGCAAAUGUUCUGUUCCGAACGAAGUUUGUUGAUGGAAUGUCCGGAGUUACAAGAACGGUGAACGUGGCGCAAUUGAAGAAAGCUGGUAGGUGA